Aphanomyces astaci is the source of this 4030-nucleotide messenger RNA. RefSeq lists its product as hypothetical. The record is from RefSeq and is a predicted model, not a curated record. The transcript has a single exon. Bases 8 to 3949 code for a protein of 1313 amino acids. Gene Ontology annotation, molecular function: ABC-type transporter activity; ATP binding; ATP hydrolysis activity. Gene Ontology annotation, biological process: transmembrane transport. NCBI's taxonomy places the organism in Eukaryota, Oomycota, Saprolegniomycetes, Saprolegniales, Verrucalvaceae. Gene Ontology annotation, cellular component: membrane.
CAGUCUGAUGCUCACCACACCGCCACACAAGUACAGCACGUUCGAGGCAGUGCCAAGUGGCCCUCAUCCGUUGGAGUCGGCAUCCGGCCUGUCCAAGCUCGCGUUCUCGUGGGCCGAGUCGAUGAUGUCGCUAGGCAACAAGCGGCAGCUGUCGCCCGACGACCUGUGGGAGCUGCAGUCCAACACCAAGGUGGCCCCACUGACCGUCGCGUUUGCUGCCGCGUACCAGCGCCUUGGCCAUGGCAUCCUGCGCACGUUUUUCUCCAUCUACUUGUGGCAGUUUAUCUGGCUCGGGGUGCUUCAAGUGUUUACGGCUGUGUGCGACCUGUACGGCCCUGGGUUUGUGCUGGGUCAGGUGAUCGCCGCGCUCGAAGCGCCCGAGUUCGACUCGACCUACGUGCUCCAGCUCAUCGCGUCGCUGUACGUGCUAUCGACCGUGUCUGCAUUUGCCAAGGUGCACACUAGCUUUAUGAACGACGUGGUCGGGAUCAAGUUUUCCGCGAGUUUGCGAGCCAUGUUGUUUGAGAAAGCGCUCAAGCUGAGCGCCAAGUCCAAGAAGGAAAAGACCGCGGGGGAUAUUGCCAACCUGUUUAGCGUGGACGUGAUCAACAUCAUGGUGUUCCCGCUCACGGCGCACCAAAUGUGGAUCGUGCCGCUCCAAGUGCUUGCGGUGCUGUACCUGCUCUUCCAAAUCGUGGGAAUCGCAAGUUUUGUCGGGCUCGCGAUCGUCGUGACCAUCGUGACCAUCAACGCUAAGUCCGCGGUGCUUCUCGGCAAAGAAGAAGAAACCCUGUUUGAGCGCAAGGAUAACCGGAUGAAAGUACUCAACGAAGUAUUUGGGGCGAUUCAAAUCGUCAAGUUCAAUGCAUGGGAGGAGAAGUUUCGGGCGCGGGUCCAAGAGCUGCGCGACCUCGAAGCCACCUCUUUGUGGACGUUUUACCAGUACGUGAUUGUGCUCAUGACACUCAUCAACUGCACGCCCGUGCUCGUGACUGUGUCUGUGUUUUCCGUGUUUACGCUGGGGAUGCACCAGGUCCUGACAGUGUCGGUCGUGUUCUCAACCGUCGCGCUGUUCAAGUCGCUACAAGACGCGAUGGCAAACCUCCCGUUCUCGAUCAUGAGCCUCGUUCAGUCACUUGUGUCAGCCAAGCGCAUCAACGACGUGCUACAGAUGGAGCAGGUGAACCCACACAACAUCGCGACCCCCGAAACCGACCCAGCCCUCGCGGCUACGUACGCCACGGACCAGUGUGUGGUUGCGAUUGAAGCUGGGUCGUUUGGGUGGGAUGCCGCCAGCCCGCUCUUCACAAACGUCAACCUCCGAGUGGCCAAGGGGGAGCUUGUGGUCGUGCACGGCGCCGUGGGUCAGGGCAAGUCGUCUCUGUGCUCCAUCCUCCUUGGAGAAAUGGACAAGUACGCUGGCAGUGUAUUUGUGGGGGGGGACGUGGCGUUCUUUGGCCAGCAGCCAUGGAUUCAAAACACUACGAUCCGGGAAAACAUUCUGUUUGGCAAACCCUAUGACCGCGUCAAGUACGCUAAAGUAGUUGACGCGUGUGCGCUGACCAAUGACAUGGCGUCGUUCCCGGCGGGCGACCGCACUGAAAUCGGCGCCAAGGGGCUCAACUUGUCGGGGGGACAGAAGGCGCGCGUGAGUUUGGCCCGCGCAUGCUACAGCGAUGCCGACAUCUUCAUCUUGGACUCGCCCUUGUCGGCCGUCGAUGCGAUCGUCGCGAGUGAAAUCUUCAAAAAGUGUUUGCUUGGGCUACUCCAGCACAAAACGAUCGUGCUCGUGACGCACAACCCUGAAAUCAUCGACUCGCCCCAUGUGAACCGCGUGUACUUGGUGCAAGAUGGCCACGUCAUUGCGUCCACAGCCCCCGCCCCCCACUCGGCGUCGGUUGGAAAUGCUUCUGGUACGUCGUCGCCGCCGCUAGUGUCGCCGCUACCGUCGCGUGCGCCGUACUGGACACCACCACCUACUACCGACGACAAUGUGCCGCCAGUGUACGAUGUCGCAAAUGUCCGUGAAUACGACAUGCUAGUCACGCCGUCGGUCCGUACCCCAUAUACGUUCAACACGCUGGAAAUGCUAUUCACCCCCCGCCAUACAAACCUCCCCCAAGGCGACGGCGGCAGCGACGACGAUGGACGCCUCGUGGUAGACGAAAACCGAGCGGAAGGGCGCGUAUCCGCCCAAGUCGUGCGCAAGUAUAUGGACUCGAUCGGGGGCUGGCCCGCCAUCACGCUGAUGCUGUCGGCAACCGUGGGCACUCAAGCGCUCAAAAUCUCGAGCGAUCUGUGGCUCACAUCGUGGACAAACUCAGGGGCAACCAUGUCUGCCCUCGCGUUUUCAGCCUCGACCAACUAUAACAUGGUCGUGUACGGGUCGCUGGCGGUCGGUAGCUGCGUGCUCACGGGGGUGCAGAGCUCAUCCGUGUUUUGGUAUUGCGUGCGUGGGGCGUCCCGCCUGUUUACACUCAUGUUGCAUGCGCUGCUGGAGGCGCCCAUGCGAUUCUUCGAUACAAACCCCAUCGGGCGCCUUUUGAACCGAUUCGGCGACGACAUUAGCACGUGCGAUAUGCAGAUUCCGUUUUCGAUUGCGCACAUGUUGUUUGAAGUGUCGAGCGCGGUGCUCACGCUUGGCACUACGCUUGUGCUCACACAGUGGCUCGGCCUUAGCAUUGUUCCCCUCUUGUACGUGUACUACCGUGUGGGGGCGUACUUUUUGGAACCCCUUCGCGAAGUGAACCGGAUUCAAAAAACGACGCGGUCGCCGCUCAUUAGCCUCGUGAGCGAAGGCAUCGACGGCUCGGCUACGAUCCGAGCGUAUGGACCCAAGCAACUCCGCCGAUUCUACCGCGUACACGACCAAAAACUCGAGGUGUUUUGCGCAUCGCGGUUCGUCAACUCGGCCAUCAACCAAUGGUUUAGCCUACGAAUUCAAUUGAUCAGCAGCACGAUCGUGGCCAUGAUCUUGCUAGCUGUCGUAGUAUUGCAUGAGUCGCUUAGCCCGGGCAUCGUCGGCUUACUCAUCACGUAUGGCCUCACGAUUCCGUCGAAUUUGGCGUACUUGGUUAACAUUUGGUCCCAGCUCGAGACGUCCUUGAUCUCCCCCGAGCGAUUGUACGAGUACAUCAACUUGGAAAAGGAAGGCGACCGCUACUCGAGCGCUGGGGGGGAUGUCCAUACGUGGCCAUCUGCUGGCCAAAUCCAGUUUGACAACGUGAGCUUCCGCUACAAACCCAACGACCCGCUCGUGCUAAAACACGUCGACUUCGUUGUGCGAGGAGGCGAAAAGAUCGGCAUCGUCGGGCGCACUGGCGCCGGCAAGUCGAGCUUGAUGAUGGCGCUGUUUAGGAUGAACGAAGUUGCGUCCGGUAGCAUCGCCAUCGACGGCGUCGAUAUCGCCACCGUUGGACUCAAGCACCUUCGCAGCAGCCUCGCCAUCAUUCCGCAGAACCCCGUGCUGUUCAAAGGCACGCUGCGCAACUACUUGGACCCGUUCGACGAGUACAACGACGCCCAGCUAUGGGAUGCCCUCGGCAAGGUCAAGUUGAUGGAUCGGUUGGCCACCGUCGAGGACAAACUGCUCGGUCCAGUGGAAGAGAACGGAGAAAACUUUAGCGUGGGCGAACGCCAAAUGCUGUGCAUGGCUCGAGCGCUGCUGCACCAGGCCAAGAUUGUCGUGCUGGACGAAGCCACGGCCGCCAUCGAUCACGAAACGGACCAGUUAUUGCAGCGCGUGAUCCGAGACGAGUUUGCCGCGUCCACCGUGCUAACGAUCGCCCAUCGACUCGACACGGUGCUCGACUGCGACCGCAUCAUGGUGUUUGACCAGGGUCAGCUGGCGCAAUGCGAUUCCCCCAAGACCCUCGUGUCGCAAGGCUCGGGUAUUUUCUUUGAACUGGUUACGGAAGGCGGAUACAUGGACAAGAUGGUCGUGGCAUAACUAACUACUAGUACAGUUUGGACGCGGAUUCUUUUAGUGUCUCCAAAGAUGUUGGUAAUAAAACUUGAUGUGGUGUUGACA